AUAAUAUAUUAAUUUUUAGAAGAAGAAAAAUAAAUAGUUUCGAGAUGUAAAUAUACUAGUUUUUAGUUUAAAAGCACCUAGUUUAUUAUCCACGAUGAAUAUUAGACGUGGUUUAUGCGACUUGCCUAAUGAAAUUUUAGCAAAUAUUUUAUCAUACCUUGACUAUAAAGACUUACGAAAUGUGAAAUUUGUAAAUAGAAAGCUUUCUGGACUAACCAAGCAAGAAAAGUUUUGGAGAAAUUACUGUGUAAAGUAUUGGUUGCUUACAGAAUGUCCUGAAGGUCAAACUUGGGAGGACACUUUUAUAAAAUGGUUUAAAGAUAUGGGAGCUUAUAUAAAUUAUUAUAAAAUCUUGAAGACUGCUUGGGAUAACAUAAAAAACUAUUAUCAACUGAACAACCCUCAAAUGUAUUCUACUAUUAUGGGUGGAGCUUCUGAAGAAGAAUUAAAUGCAUUAGAGAGGCGUCUGCAUUUUGUGCUGCCUCUUGAUUAUCGUUGUUCAUAUCGCAUAUGCAGUGGUCAAGAAUUCUCUUCACCUGGGAUCAUGGGUAGUAUGUCAAGUCCAGGCUGGUAUAGAACGGAAACUCUUUUGGACUUAAAUACUGUUUCAGUUGUUGGAUUUAGGGAACGGGACGGUUUGAAAGGUUGUAUCCCUCUUACCCUUUGUCUACAUUCUGGUGUAAUCCAAUAUCUGGCUGUCACAGAUGAAGAUGGCUAUGAACCAAAUACUAUAUUUUAUCCAAUGGAUAUGGAAUCAGGAAGAGAGAGAUCUUCUGUUGAUGCUUUCAUAUCAGGAACUUCAUUUCAAGAAUGGGUCACCUCACAUGCAAAUCAUUUGACAAAAAAUGAUUAUGUUUCAAUUCAAAACCAGCCCUUCACUUUUUUACAUGAUUCAGCUGCAGUUGAAACCACUGGUUAUAUAACAGUUUCAGUUGCUACCUGUUUCCUUCCUGAACUCAGUAAAAUCAAUCCACCGAAAUUUCACCACACCUACAGAAUUACAAUGUCCAUGUCGUCAGCUGCAUGUGAAUUAGAUGAGUGUCAAUUGGAAACAAGACACUGGACUAUAACUGAUGAAAAUGGUAGCGAAGAGUUAGUAGAUGGGCCUGGAGUUGUUGGAGAAUAUCCCGUCAUGUAUCCUGGUGCUUCCUUCUCUUGGGUUAGUAGUACAAGUUUCAACACCACUUAUGGAAACAUGAAGGGGUAUUUUAGAAUGAGAAACUUAAAAAGUCAUGAAAGGUUUAAAGUGAACUGUCCUAUUUUCCACAUGAAAUGCUAUCCUUAUGUUACCGAAGAAGAACGAGAAUUUAAUAAAGCUAAAAAAAGAGAAUUGAAAAAACAAGCAUAGUAGUGAUACAGAAUGACAUAUUCCAGUAGCAUUUCAAAGCCACAUGUUGAUGUUACUAUUUGUUUACUGACUCUUGGACGAACUUACAUAGUUUUGGCUCUUUGAUCCAUAAAUUUUGAACACCAUUUGAAAGACAUUUUUCAAUUCAAGGUAUCAAAACUUACACUCAAAGAAAUUUUUCAGUGGAUGAUGUAACUUUAUGUUGUGGAUAUAGCAAUAACUAAGAGUAAAAUUAAAUGUACUUAUCUUUUGUAAUGAAGAUUAGUGAAAACUUUUCUGUGGGCAAAAACUUUCAAUAAUAGCUGUCAGAUUUAUGCAUUUAUAAGUUAAGAGUCUUUUCAGAAUUACUUGUUCAGCUAUGCGAGACCAUGAAACACAAAGAUUUUUUGGUAUAGUCUUUCCAUGCAGACAUUGUGUCACUUUAUAAAUUAAAAUAAGCAAGUUAAUAACAGAAAUUUUCAUUCUUUUUUAAUAAAAUAGAAAAAAGUGUAUAUACUUUUGCUAUUAAUAUUCAAAAUUUCAAACAUAUUUAAGGAAGUUAAAAUUUUUAUCUUCGUGCCCACUUUUUUAUGGAUUGAGAAAACUAUACUUUUAGAAUUAUCAAAUUUAUAAAACCAACUGCA
This is a messenger RNA of Parasteatoda tepidariorum (common house spider), 1971 nucleotides long. Its product is annotated as F-box only protein 3. The record is from RefSeq and is a predicted model, not a curated record. Gene Ontology annotation, cellular component: cytoplasm. Lineage: Eukaryota; Metazoa; Arthropoda; Arachnida; Araneae; Theridiidae. Gene Ontology annotation, molecular function: protein binding.